Rhea pennata is the source of this 1291-nucleotide messenger RNA. RefSeq names its product fatty acid 2-hydroxylase (gene FA2H). Gene Ontology annotation, molecular function: iron ion binding; fatty acid 2-hydroxylase activity; heme binding. Gene Ontology annotation, biological process: fatty acid metabolic process; lipid biosynthetic process. Lineage: Eukaryota; Metazoa; Chordata; Aves; Rheiformes; Rheidae. The transcript has 9 exons. The record is from RefSeq and is a predicted model, not a curated record. Bases 1 to 1122 code for a protein of 373 amino acids. Gene Ontology annotation, cellular component: endoplasmic reticulum; membrane.
AUGGCGCCGCCGCCGCCGCCGCGCUCCUUCAGCGCCGCCGAGGUGCGGGCGCGCUGCGCGCAGGGCGCCUGCCUGGUGCGCCGCCGCCGCCGCCUCUACGACCUGACGGCCUUCGUGCGCCUGCACCCGGGCGGCGAGCGGCUGCUGCGGGAGCGCGCCGGCACCGACGUGAGCGCCGCGCUCGACGGGCCGCCGCACCGGCACUCGGCCAACGCCCGCCGCUGGCUGGAGCAGUACUACGUGGGCGAGCUGGAGCCCGCCGCCGGCGCGCAGGUACCGCGGGAAAACCGAGCGGGAGCUCCCGCCGGGUUACCGUCGACGCCGGCGGCGAUGGAUCCGCGGUGCAGAACGGUGGAUCCGGACAAGGACCUGGUGGACUGGCGCCAGCCCCUGCUGUGGCAGGUGGGCUACCUGGGCGAGAAGUACGACGAGUGGGUGCACCAGCCCGUGGAUCGGCCCAUCCGCCUCUUCCACUCGGACUUCGUGGAGGCCCUCUCGAAGACGGCGUGGUACGUGGUCUUCUUGGUGUGGACUCCCGUGGUGCUCUAUCUCAGCUGGGUCAGCUACACGUCCCUGGCUCGGGGCGACACCAGGCUCUUCUCGUCCUUCACGACAGAGUACUCCAUCCCCGUGCACAAAUACUACUUUCCCUUCAUCUUCCUCCUGGGGAUGUGCCUGUGGUCCCUGAUAGAGUACCUCAUCCAUCGCUUUGUCUUCCACAUGAAGCCACCUGCUAGUAACUACUAUCUCAUCACCCUGCAUUUCUUGUUGCAUGGCCAGCACCACAAGUCUCCCUUCGACAGCUCCCGCCUGGUCUUCCCUCCCGUGCCGGCGUCGCUGGUGAUCGGCUUCUUCUACGGGCUCCUCCGCCUCCUGCUGCCCGAGGUGCUGGGGCUCUCCUUGUUCGUCGGCGGGCUCUGCGGCUACGUGGUCUACGACAUGAUGCAUUAUUACCUCCACUACGGCUCGCCGAAGGAAGGCACUUACCUGUACGGCCUGAAGGCUUACCACGUAAAGCACCACUUUGAACACCAAAAAGCAGGCUUCGGCAUCAGCACCCGCUUCUGGGAUUACCCCUUCCGGACGCUCAUCCCCGAGGAGACCUUUGAGAAAGAGGACUGACGCCCCCGGCGCGGCACCCGGCUCGACGGCUCCCUGCUGCUCGCCCGCCCCGCCGGGACGGGGCUCACGCGCUUCCCCGGCGGCCACGCGGCGCCCGCAGGCCCCGGCCAGCCGCCGGGGCGGUGAGGCAGCCGGCUCCUCCAAGCAUGGCCGGCCCUGCCUCUCCUUC